Molecule: messenger RNA, 2428 nt
Organism: Strongylocentrotus purpuratus (purple sea urchin)
Lineage: Eukaryota; Metazoa; Echinodermata; Echinoidea; Camarodonta; Strongylocentrotidae
Gene: abcb8
Product: ATP-binding cassette sub-family B member 8, mitochondrial
Exons: 16
Coding region: 63-2273 (736 amino acids)
Biological process (GO): transmembrane transport
Cellular component (GO): membrane
Molecular function (GO): ABC-type oligopeptide transporter activity; ATP hydrolysis activity; ATP binding
Source: RefSeq, a predicted model, not a curated record
GCCACGCAUUUAAUGCUUUGCUGGAGUGAGAAGCCUGGGAAACGGAAUUGGUGAAAAAUACGAUGCUUUUUGCCGGGAAAUUCCAGGGGUCAAUUCUUGUAAGGAGUAAAAUAGAGAAAGGAUGGCAAUGGAUGUCAGCUGGCACAAAGUGUAAACAGAAGUCUCCACUAACCAUUGGACAGAAUGCCAAGAAAGUGCCCAUGUUGGGGUUUAGAUCUCUUCACCACGUUGUCAGGGCGCCGCCUCCUCGAUCUACCCCGCCCACCGUUCAUCAGCUUCUUAGAGAAUCUAUUCAGAGGGUCCGCAACCAUGUCCAAGGGUCUGUCUUCAAGAACCAGAGUAGAGCAAAAGGAUUAUGGAAGCCUUCACAGACAUUAGCCUUUGGUGUUGGUGCUGGUGUAGCUCUUCAUACGGGAUGGUCUAAGAUGAACAGGGCAGAAUGCAAAGUGAAAGCGAACGGAGCCACAAGGCUCCUGGAGGUGAAGAAGGGAUCCGAUCUGGAGACCAAUAAUGGGGAGCAUUUCUGGGAGGUGCUGAGAUUCUUGAGGGAGGAUGUUUGGUAUCUCCUAGCAGCCGUCGCGAGUGCCAUGCUAGCAGCCUUCAUCAAUGUUCAAAUCCCCCUCCUACUGGGUGACCUUGUACAGGUCGUGUCAGAGUUCACAGUCAGAGAGCAUGCUGGGAACUACCUCGAUGCUGUUACAAGACCAGCCCUCCGACUCAUAUCGGCCUAUGGCAUCCAGGCGGUGUGUACAUGUGGCUACAUUGCCAUUCUAUCUUCCGUUGGGGAGCAACUUGCUACCAGGCUCAGGACGGCUCUCUUUACCUCUCUACUCAAACAAGAUAUAGCCUUCUUUGAUAUACACCAUACAGGGGAACUGGUUAACAGAUUAUCGGCUGAUGUUCAGGAUUUCAAGAGUUCCUUCAAGUUAUGCAUCUCUCAGGGCCUAAGAGGAACAACACAAAUAGCUGGUUCAGUGGUGUGUAUGUAUGGACUCUCACCCAAGCUGACUGGUGUACUGGUGAUCACUUUACCAAUCAUAGUGCUAGCUGGUGCUGCCAUUGGUGCUGUAUUGAGGAAGCUAGCCAGGGAUGCCCAAGAACAGACGUCGAGGGCAAUGUCUGUGGCAGACGAAGCCCUGGCUAACAUGAGAACUGUCCGGGCUUUUGCAAUGGAGGAGCAGGAGGCUGCCCUCUUCAGUCAGGAGUUGGACAGGGCAAGUGGUCUUCAGUCUAGACUUGGUUUUGGAAUUGGAUUGUUUCAAGGGCUUACCAACCUAGCUCUUAAUGGUCUUGUAUUGAGUGUAGUCUACUAUGGAGGCUAUCUUUUGGCAUCCAACGAGGUCCAAGCCGGUCAACUCAUGUCCUUUCUGGUCGCAUCACAGAAUGUCCAGCGAUCACUAGCAGCCAUUUCAAUUCUAUUUGGUCAAGCGGUCAGAGGGGUCAGUGCUGCUGGUCGAGUAAUGGAGUACAUCAAGAUGGAGCCAAGUAUCCCCCUGACUGGAGGCAAGUGUAUCCUAUACCACAGUCUCUAUGCUAAUGUAGAGUUUGAUGGUGUGACCUUCAGCUACCCUUCAAGACCUCAACAGACGGUCCUAAAGGACUUCAGCCUCAGUUGUCCGAGAGGUAAAGUAAUAGCGAUCUGUGGACCAUCUGGUGCUGGCAAGUCAACGGUCACCGCUCUGAUGGAGAGGUUCUAUGAUGUCACUGCAGGAAGUAUAAAGGUUGAUGGGAUAGAGGUCACUGAACUUGACCCUAGCUGGUUACGAGGAAGAACUAUAGGCUACAUCAACCAGGAGCCAACAUUGUUUGCUACUUCAAUCAGGGAAAACAUCAGAUAUGGGGACCCACAAGCUACAGACGUAGAGGUUGAGGAAGCAGCCAAGUUAGCGAAUGCUCAUGGUUUUAUCCAAGACUUCCCGAGUGGAUAUGAUACAGUGUUAGGUGAGCGAGGAGCUACAAUAUCAGGCGGGCAAAAGCAGAGGAUAGCAAUAGCUAGGGCUUUGAUUAAGAGGCCAUCCAUAUUGAUUCUAGAUGAAGCUACUAGCGCACUGGAUGCAGAAGCAGAGAGACUGGUGCAAGACACUAUCAAUGCUGUGUCCAAAGGUCGUACAGUACUCAUAAUUGCCCAUAGACUAAGCACUAUUCAGAAUGCUGAUGUCAUAGCUGUCCUGUCAGAUGGCAGAAUUCAAGAGAUUGGCAGCCAUACAGAGCUAAUGAAGAGGAAAGGCAUGUAUGCAGACCUAGUGCAAAGACAAGCCUCUCAUGACCAUUAACCCCUUGCUUACUGAAUCCUCACAUUGCCCAUAGUUUAACACAGGAACAACCGGGUUCCAGUAGGCAAGGGGUUAAAGUGGGUGGGUCGGUCGGCAGUUUCCAUGUGCAGAAGGUCUUAAUUCACUAACACCAGACUUGGUGGAAAUACAAUAAA